Molecule: messenger RNA, 10971 nt
Organism: Loxodonta africana (African savanna elephant)
Lineage: Eukaryota; Metazoa; Chordata; Mammalia; Proboscidea; Elephantidae
Gene: CFAP74
Product: cilia and flagella associated protein 74
Exons: 36
Coding region: 1-5076 (1691 amino acids)
Source: RefSeq, a predicted model, not a curated record
AUGGGUAGAUUAGAAGAUCAAGAGUUUGAGAUUGAAGCUCUUCUUCAGGAAAAAGGGGGCAAGCGAGGAGUGAGCUGGGUUGGGCCCCAGGAGAAGGACCAGGGCCUGGUAGGUGCGAAUGGCAGCUGGUGUCCUUCUUUAAGUCCAGGGAAAGAACAAAAUGCUGAUGCAGAGAAAACAAAAACAGCUGACAAAGACAGAACUCGGGCUCUGCGCCUGAGAAGGGACCUGAAACACCUUGAUACAGUACAUGAAGAGAAGGAUCUUUUCAUUCAAAAAACAAGAGAGGAGCUGCGUGCUUGCCGCCAGAGGAUCGACCUCAUCACCAGACAGCAGGCAGCCGUGGAGGCAGAAAUCGCUGAGGAGAAAGAGGCCAACAACAUUGCUGCUGUGGGGCGCCUCCAGGCCACCUGCAGCCGCUUGGGCACAGAGCUAGAGAACGAGAGGGACCUGGAGAGGAGCAUCACCUCUUCACUGAAGGAAAAUGAGAAUGCCAUGUGGCACAUCGAGAUCCUGGAGGGUCAGCUAGAUACUGCCCGCAAGGCCCUCAGGGAAGAGGAGGCAGCUGAGGGGAGGCGCCUCCAGGCACGGGCAGCCGAGCGGCUCUGCAAGGAGAAGGCAGCCCUCAGGAAGGCUGAGCGGAACCGGCUGCUGAGGAUCCGGAAAUCCAUGUAUGUCCAGAAGGAACAUGGGCUUCGGCACCAGAAGCUGGUGGAAGACGCCCAGAAGAACCACAGGAUCGCAAUCAAGUUCCUGAAGGCCUCCCUGGGCAGAAUUCGGGAGCAGGAGCAGAAGGAGGAGAUGGAGUCACGCGAACGCCUGAAGAGGCGCAUGGACGCCGUGCUGGCGCUGAAGAACAAUAUCACUGCAAACCGGGAAACGCUCCGGAAGUUCCAGGCAUGGGGCCGGGCCCGGGCUGAGCUGGCCGAGCGAAAGGCCCAGGUCGAGAAGGAGGCAAUCCUGGCCCAAGGCGGGGAUGCGUUCAAGCAGCUUUUCCAUCAGCGCCGGCGCCAGGAGCUGGAGGCCCAGAAACGGGCCUUCGAGGAGGAGCAGAAGCAGCGGAGGCUUGAGAUCGUGAGCCGGCUCUGGAAGGAGGAGGCUGAGGAGAAGAGGAAGAAGCAGCAGCUACCCCCUGCCCAGUCCACGAACCGGCUCACGCUGAGGGACAAGACCUGGUGCUAUGUGUCUGACUUCUGCGAGGGCCUGGCCACCACGGCCCCCUUGUACCUGAUGGAUCCUGAGUACUUGGCGUACCCUAAAGCCUCCCAGCUACUGCAAGCCCUCUCCAGCGAGUCUGUGCAGGGUGACCCUGGGGCCCUCACCAACCCAGAGGAGGAAACACUUGCGGUGCCAGAAAUCUCAGGGCUCUGGAAAGAGGACUACAAGCCAUACCAGGUGCCCAAGGAGGACAUGGACCGGAAGCCUGUGGGUGGAACCAAGAUGGACAAGGACAUCCUGGCCCAUACCAUGGAGCGGCUGCGGAGUGGGGUGGUACAAAAACAGGUGGUAUCUGGGCAUGAAUUCAAAGGCUGCCCCUUCAACAGCAAGCCUGAGCUCAUCCAUUUCAAGGACUUUGAUAUUGGCAAAGUGUACAAGAAAAAGAUCACACUGAUAAACGCCACGUACACAAUUAACUACUGCAAGCUAGUGGGUGUGGAGGAACACCUCAGAGAUUUCAUCCACAUUGACUUCGAUCCCCCUGGUCCUAUGUCAGCCGGGAUGUCCUGUGAAGUGCUUGUCACCUUCAAGCCUAUGGUAAAUAAAGAUCUGGAAGGAAACGUCUCAUUUUUGGCUCAGACGGGUGGAUUUUCUGUUCCACUAAAGUGUUCAACCAAGAAAUGUUCCCUGUCCCUUGAUAAGAACCUCAUCGACUUUGGCAGCUACGUGGUAGGUGAGACUGCAUCCCGGGUCAUCACGCUGACCAACAUCGGUGGCUUGGGCACAGGAUAUAAGUUCCAGCCCGCUUCUGAGUCUUGCGAGCAGGCAACCUCCCUGAAUACGAGCAGUCUCUUCAUGUACGAAGACAAAAAUCUGUACGAUAAAGUCAUCAGGCCCAGUGUCUCUGAGAACAUGUUUGAGGCCAAUGAGUACUCACCCAUGGAGACCAGGAAGGCAGAGAGCAAAGAGCCGGAGGAGAGGCGCCACGCAGGUGAGCUGGCCCCACCGGUCGUCCAGCAUGUGGCCCUCAGGCAACCCCAGCACAGGACCCUGGCCCCCCUUUCUGCCCCUGACUACACAAAAUCCGAAGGGGUAACGAUGACCACCGUCAUGGAGAUGCCUCAUGGCGAGGACGAAGUGGAGAUCCAACUGGGAGAGGUAACAGAAGGUGAAAUUGGCCCCUUCAGCUCCAUCAAAGUGCCUGUCAUCUUCACCCCAAUCAUCCCAGGAGAGGUCCAGACCAAGUUCAAGGUCGUGUUUAAGAAUCCACAGUGCCCAACACUGUAUUUCAAAGUCGUUGGCAUUGCCAUCGACGUGCCUGUCUGGGUGCCAAAGCCCAACGUGGACCUGAAGAUCUGCAUGUAUGACCGGCUGUACCAGGACUCCGUGCUCGUACACACAAGGUCAAAGGCAGCCCUGCGCCUGAGGUUCGAGGUCUGCAGGGAGCUGCGGGGCCACAUAGAGCUCCUGCCUGAGACCGGCUACAUCCAGGCGUUGUCAUCCUACUCGGUGCAGCUCAAGUUCUUGCCACGACACUCUCUCCCGGAAGAUGCAGGGAAAUACUUUGACAAGGAGUCCCGAGUCCUGGAGGCCCCGAUGACCAUCUGGGUGGCUGACCAGAUCAGGCCUGUGGGGUUCAUUGUCCACGCCAUCGUGACCACCUCGGACUUGGAAAUCAGCCCCUCAGAGGUGGAUUUUGGAUACUGCACCAUCUACGAGGCAAUUAAGACCAACAUCACCCUCCACAACCACUCCCUCCUACCCCAGGAGUUUGGGUUCGUUGGACUUCCCAAGUUCGUGGACAUUCAGCCGAACGAUGGGUUUGGGACGAUCUUGCCACUGGAAAGUUUGCAACUUGACGUGAUCUUCCAGCCCACCAAGGCCAGGGAGUAUAGCUUCGAGCUGGUCUGCAAAUCAGAGAUUAACAGGCAGUUCAAGCUCUCCUGCCGGGCUGUGGGCAUCCACCCACCCCUGGAGCUGUCCCACUACCACAUCAAGUUUGCAGCCACCGCCUUGUAUGACACCUCCGUGACCACCCUGUACGUCAUCAACUCCCACCUAAGCAUGAACUCACUGACCCACUCAGUGCCCCGCAUCAGCUCCCAGGACGUUGCCCCAGUGGGGCCCACAUCUUUCGAGUUCCUACUGCCCCCAGACUCGCCCAUCACCAUCUCGCCGUCAGUGGGAACGGUGCUGCCUGGAAAGAGGUGCCUGGUGCAGGUGGCCUUCCAGCCUGUGCUGCCCGAGGAGCUGGUGCACCAGGAAGCCCUCCAGGUGCUGAGCAAGGAGGCUGAGGCCAAAUUGUCCCGCAAGGACACAGUCACUCAGAGGAGGGACCUCCGGAGGCAGUCCAUCACCCCCAUGCGACUGCAGAACCGGGAGCGGCAGUUCCAGAUCUCUACUCCCCCAAACCCAGAGCUGCAGAAGCAGAAGCUCAAGGCCAGUUCUGAAGAGUUCCAGGCUGCCCAGGCUGCCCUGGCCAGAGCUUUCAGGGGAAAGUUUGACAAGUUUGUGGUCCCCUGUGUCGUUGCCAGUGGGGACAUCAAGGACAGGAAGGAAACAGAGACUUUGAGCUUCAGCCCUCAAAACACCCUGUACCUGGAGCUGUGGUGUCCAACAGUGGCACCGUCCAUUGUGGUGACAUCUGACAAAGGCAAGACCGUCUUUAACUUUGGAGACGUGGCCGUCGGACAUCGCAGCAUAAAGAAGAUCUCUGUCCAGAACAUCUCCUCCGAGGACCUGGCCAUAUCCUUCCCUGUGGAGUUCUCCGUGCUGAACCCUAACGGCCCCUUUGUCCUGCUGAACCCCUUCAACAAGCUCCCCAUGGGUGAGACUCAGGUCCUGGGGCUGUCCUUCUCACCCCGUGAAAGCAUCCUGGCCCAGGAGACACUGGACAUUAUCACCAAGAGGGGCACACUCACCCUCACCCUCCUGGGCACCGGUGUCGCUUCCAUGAUCGUCUGCUCCAUUGAAGGGGACAUCCUCAACAUGGGCUACGUGAUAGCCAGGGAGUCUGUGUCUUCCACUUUCAAGCUGCAGAACCUCUCCUCGCUGCCCAUCAAGUUCUCCAUAAAGCUGGACAGCCUGUCCUGCUCCCGGAGGGAGGACCGGCAGCAGCUGCCACAGUUCCUAGUCUCCCCCGCCCAGAGGACUGACGUGGUCGGCACUCAAAACCACAAUGGGCAGAGCGUGUUCAGCGUGGUCCCGGUCGAGGGCGUCAUCGAUCCUGGGAGGGCGCAGGACUUCACCGUGACCUUCAGCCCAGAUCACGAGAGCCUGUACUUCUCUGACAGGCUCCAGGUGGUGCUCUUUGACAAGAGAAUCUCCCAUCAGAUCCUCCUGAAGGGUGCUGCCCGUGAGCACAUGAUGUUCGUGGAGGGUGGCGACCCCCUGGACGUUCCUGUGGAGUCUCUGACUGUGAUUCCUGCCCUUGACCCGGAGCACAGAGAGGGUGAGCCCUGCGAGGGGGGACACCCUACUCCUAUACCCUGUCCCUGCACCCUCUGCUUGUGCACCCCCUGCCUGAGUCAGGCCCUCCCUCUCUCUUCAGAGACUGAGGAGCUGAAGUCCAUCCUGGUGACCCUGGAAUACCUGCAGCUGGACACCAACAUGCCAGCCCCUCCUGCCACCCGCGAGCUGCAGGUGGGCUGCAUCCGCACCUCCCAGCUGUCUCUGAAGAAGAGCGUGGAGUUCAGCCUAGAUAGCGUCUCAGCCCUGCAGCACAAGGGCUUCACUGUGGAGCCCUCCCGGGGCUUUGUGGAGCGAGGUCAGACCAAGACCAUCAACAUCGCAUGGAUGCCCACUGCCGACUUUGACCCAGAUCGCCCACUCAUGGUGUCAGCCCUGCUGACACUCAGAGGGGACGUGAAGGAGACCUACAAGGUCCUCUUGGUGGCCCAGGUGGUAACUGGCCCCUGAGGCACAGGAGCCACUUCACAGAGCCUGUCUCAGACCCUCUCAUCCCCCUCAAAGCCCUUUCCAUCAGCCAUGGGCCAGGCAGAUCCUCGCUGGAACCUGGCCACUCUCUGCUGGGCAAGUCUACCAAAUAGUCAGGACACCCUCAGCACUGCCCCUCAGACAGGACCCCAGCCCCACAUACAGGACUCCAGCCCCACAUACAGGGCUGCUACUUCAAGUCCUGAAGCCUCCCAUCUAUGCUGGACCAGCAAGCCCAGGGUUGGAGCCCCCCACCCCUCUCCGGUACCAAGAUAUAGCCAUCUGGGAGCCUGCUGGGACCCUAAGCCCCUGGGGCCAUAGCCACCAGCCCUGCUCAGCCCUAAGGGGCCACAUGGGAGAGCCGCCCCACAGCCUGUCAAUAAACCUCUAUGAGCCACCACAUUUGCAGCAACCAAGUCAUUCGCUGGUGGGCGCAGAGCCCUGGAGGAUCACGCGUGCAAACACACACACAUAUAAACACACACACACACUUCAGUCCAUCAAACAAUUAAGGAAGGCUAAGGAACGGCUUCCAGGAGGAUGAGGGUCUUGCCGGCCGCCAAAGGGAGGCCCAAGCCUGGAGCAUGGGGAAUACAGCAGGCAGGCUGGAGCUGAGGGUUGCCCAGGCCCAGAGAGGCCCAGGGAGCAGGGGAGAGGGCAGAUGGUUCCAAAGCCCUGAGACAGCACCUAGGCCUCAGGCUCCUCCCAAGGUGCAGAACCCCAGUGACCCUGAACAAAGGUCAAAGACACACCCUUGCUUAAGUCCUCACACCAAAGCCCAACUAGGGUUCAGGGAGAGACUCAGCACCUGGUUUCAUUUCCGCAGGGCUGACCCACCCUGCCCAGGAGAAGAUGCUCCUUUGAGCCCAGAGUGGUAAAAAAUUUAACCAGUGAAAACCUUAUGAAUAGCAGUGGAACAUUGUCUGAUAUAGUGUGGGAAGAUGAGCCCCCCAGGUUGGAAGGAACUCAAAAUAUGAUUGGGGAAGAGCUGCCUCCUCAAAGUAGAGUUGACCUUAAUGACAUGGAUGGAGUCAAGCUUUUGGGACCUUCAUCUGCUGAUGUGGCACGACUCAAGAAGAAACAGCUGCAAACAUCCAUUAAUAAUCAGAACAUGAAAUGUAUGAAGUGUGAGUCUAGGAAAAUUGGAAGUCAUCAAAAAUGAGAUGGAAUGCAUAAAGAUUGAUAUCCUUGGCAUUAGUGAGCUGAAAUGGACUGGUAUUGGCCAUUUAGAAUUAGUCAUAUGGUCUACUAUGCCAGGAAUGACAAAUUGAAGGGGAAUGGCAUUGCAUUCAUCACCAAACAGAGCAUUUCAAGAUUUAUCCUAAAGUACAACACUGUCAGUGAUAGGAUAAUAUCCAUAUACCUAUGAGGAAGACUAGUUAAUAUGACUUUUAUUCAAAUAUACACUCCAACCAAAGAUGAGGAAAUAGAAGAUUUUUACCAACUUCUGCAGUCUAAAAUUGAUCAAACAUGCAAUCAAGAUGCAUUGAUAAUUACUGAUGAUUGGAAUGCAAAAGUUGGAAACAAAGAAGGAUCAGUAGUUGGAAAAUAUGGCCUUGGUGACAGAAAUGAUGCUGGAGAUCACAUGGUAGAAUUUUGCAAGACUAACAACUUCUUCAUUGCAAAUACCUUUUUUCAAGAACAUAAAUGGCAACUAUACCCAUGGACAGGAAUCAAUUCGACUAUAUCUGUGGAAAGAGGCAAUGGAAAAGUUCAAUAUCAUCAGUCAGAACAAGGCCAGGGGCUGACUGCAGAACAGACCAUCAAUUUAUUCAUAUGUAAAUUCAAGCUAAAGCAGAAGAAAAUUAAAACAAGUCCAUGAGAUCCAAAGUAUGACCUUUAGUAUAUCCCACUUGAAUUCUGAGACAAUUUCAAGAAUAUAUUUGACACAUUGAACAUAAUGAACAAAGAUCAGGCGAGUUGUGGGAUGACAUCAAGGACAACACACACAAAGAAAGCAAGAGAUCAUUGGAAAGAAAGAAAAGACCAAAGUGGAUGUCAGAAGACACUCUGAAACUUGCACUUAAAUGUAGAGUAGCUAAAAUGAAUGGAAGAAAUGAUGAAGUAAAAGAGCUGAACAGAAGAUUUCCAAGGGCAGCUGGAGAAGACAAAGUAUUAUAAUGACAUGUGCAAAGACCUGGAGAUAGAAAACCAAAAGGGAAGAACACACUCGGCAUUUCUCAAGCUGAAAGAACUGAAGAAAAAAUUCAAGCCCUGAGUUGCAAUUUUGAAGGAUUCUAUGGGCAAGGAGCCCUGGUGGCGUAGUGGUUAAGAGCCCUGCUGCCAAACAAAAGGUUGGCAGUUCAAAUCCACCAGCCAUUCCUUAGGAAACUCUAUGGGGCAGUUUUACUUUGUCCUAUAAAGUCCCUCCCCCAUGUGUCUGUCAGUUUGUUAUACUGUGGUAGCUCACGUGUUGCUGUGAUACUGGAGGCUCUGCCACUGGUAUUUCAAAUACUAGCAGAAUCACCCAUGGUGGACAGAUUUCAGCAGAGGUUACAGACUAAGAAGAAGGACCCAGCAGUCUACUUCUGAAAAAACUGGCCAGUGAAAACCUUAUGAAUAUCAGUGGAACACUGUCUGAUAUAGUGCUGGAAGAUGAGCCCCCCAGGUUGGAAGGCACUCAAAAGAUGACUGGGGAAGAGCUGUCUCCUCAAAGUACAGUCGACCUUAAUGACGUGGAUGGAGUAAAGCUUUCGAGACCUUCAUUUGCUGAUGUGGCACGACUCAAAAUGAGAAGAAACAGCUGCAAACAUCCAUUAAUAAUAGGAACCUGGAAUGUACGAAGUAUGAAUCUAGGAAAAUUGUAAAUCAUCAAAAAUGAAAUGGAACACAUAAACAUCGAUAUCCUAGGCAUUAGUGAGCUGAAGUGGACUGGUAUUGGCCAUUUUGAAUUGGAUAAUCAUUUAGUCUACUAUACUGGGCAUGACAACUCGAAGAAGAAUGGUGUUGCGUUCAUUGUCAAAAAGAACGUUUCAAGAUCAAUCCUGAAGUACAACGCUGUCAGUGAUAGGAUAAUAUCCAUAUGCCUACAAGAAAGACCAGUUAAUACGACUAUUAUUCAAAUUUAUGCAUCAACCACUAGAGCCAAAGAUGAAGAAAUAGAAGAUUUCUAUCAGCUGCUACAGUCUGAAAUUGAUCGAACAUGCAAUCUGCAAUCGAGAUGCAUUGAUAAUUACUGGCUAUUGGAAUGUGAAAGUUGGAAACAAAGAAGAAGGAUCAGUAGCUGGAAGAUAUGGCCUUGGUGAUAGAAACAAUGCUGGAGAUCAAAUGAUAGAAUUUUGCAAGACCAACGACUUCUUCAUUGCAAAUACCUUCUUUCACCAACAUAAACGGCAACUAUACACAUGGACCUCACCAGAUGAAACACACAGAAAUCAAAUUGACUACAUCUGUGGAAAGAGACAAUGGAAAAGCUCAAUAUCAUCAGUCAGAACAAGGCCAGGGGCCAACCGUGGAACAGACCAUCAAUUGCUCAUAUGCAAGUCAAGCUGAAACUGAAGAAAAUCAGAGCAAGUCCACAAGAGCCAAAGUAUGACCUUGAGUAUAUCCCACCUGAAUUUAGAGACCAUCUCAAGAAUAGAUUUGACUCAUUGAACACUAGUGACCACAGACCAGAUGAGCUGUGGAAUGACAUCAAGGACAUCAUCCAUGAAGAAAACAAGAGGUCACUGAAAAGACAGGAAAGAAAGAAAAGACUAAGAUGGAUGUCAGAGGAGACUCUGAAACUUGCUUUUGAGCGUCGAGCAGCUAAAACAAAAGGAAGAAUUGAUGAAGUAAAAGAACUGGAUAGGAGAUUUCAAAGGGCUUCUCGAGAAGACAAAAUAAAGUAUUAUAAUGACAUGUGCAAAGAGCUGGAGAUGGAAAACCAAAAGGGAAGAACACGCUCGGCGUUUCUCAGGCUGAAAGAACUGAAGAAAAAAUUCAAGCCUCGAAUUGAAAUAGUGAAGGAUUCCAUGGGGAAAAUAUUAAACAAUGCAGGAAGCAUCAAAAGAAGAUGGAAGGAAUACACAGAGUCAUUAUACCAAGAAGAAUUAGUCGAUAUUCAACCAUUUCAAGAGGUGGCAUAUGAUCAGGAACUGAUGGUACUGAAGGAAGAAGUCCAAGCUGCUCUGAAGGCAUUGGCGAAAAACAAGGCUCCAGGAAUUGAUGGAAUAUCAAUUGAGAUGUUUCAACAAACAGAUGCAGCGCUGGAGGUGCUCACUCCUCUAUGCCAAGAAAUAUGGAAGACAGCUUCCUGGCCAACUGACUGGAAGAGAUCCAUAUUUAUGCCUAUUCCCAAGAAAGGUGAUCCAACCAAAUGUGGAAAUUAUAGAACAAUAUCAUUAAUAACACACACAAGCAAAAUUUUGCUGAAGAUCAUUCAAAAACGGCUGCAGCAGUGUAUCGACAGGGAACUGCCAGAAAUUCAGGCCGGUUUGAGAAGAGGACCUGGAACAAGGGAUAUCAUUGCUGAUGUCAGAUGGAUCCUGGGUGAAAGCAGAGAAUACCAGAAGGAUGUUUACCUGUGUUUUAUUGCCUAUGCAAAAGUAUUCAAUUGUGUGGAUCAUACACAUUAUGGAUAACACUACAAAAUAUAGGAAUCCCAGAACAGUUAAUUGUGCUCAUGAGGAACCUGUACAUAGACCAAGAGGCAGUUGUUCGAAGAGAACAAGGGGAUACUACGUGGUUUAAAGUCAGGAAAGGUGUGCAUCAGGAUUGUAUCCUUUCACCAUACUUAUUCAAUCUGUAUGCGGAGCAAAUAAUCCAAGAAGCUGGAGUAUACGAAGAAGAACAUGGCAUCAGGAUUGGAGGAAGACUCAUUAACAACCCGCCAUAUGCAGAUGACACAACCUUCCCUGCUGAAAGUGAAAACAACUUGAAGCACUUACUGAAGAUCAAAGACUAUAGCCUUUAGUAAGAAUUACACCUCAAUAUAAGGAAAACAAAAAUCCUCACAAUUGGACCAAUAAGCAACAUCAUGAUAAACAGAGAAAAUACUGAAGCUGUCAAGGAUUUUAUUUUACCUGAAUCCACAAUUAACGCCCGUGGAAGCAGCAGUCAAGAAAUCAAAGGAUGUGUACCGCACUGGGUAAAUCUGCUGCAAAAAGACCUCUUUAGAGUGUUAAAAAGCAAAGAUGUCACUUUGAGAACUAAGGUGCACCUGACCCAAGCCACGAUAUUUUCAAUCACCUCAUAUGCAUGCAAAAGCUGGAAAAUGACUAAGGAAGACCAAAGAAUUGCUGCCUUUGAAUUAUGGUGUUGGUGAAGAAUAUUGAAUACACCAUGGACUUCCAAAGGAACAAACAUGUCUGUCUUGGAAGAAGUACAGCCAGAAUGCUUCUUAGAAGCGAGGGUGGUAAGACUUCAUCUCACAUACUUUGGACACGUUUUCAGGAGGGACCAGUCCCUGGAGAAGGACAUUAUGCUUGGUAAGGUAGAGAGUCGGCAAAGAAGAGAAACACCCUCGAUGAGAUGGAUUGACACAGUGCCUGCAACAAUGGGCUCAAACAUGGCAAUGAUUGUGAGGAUGGCGCAGGCCAGGGCAGCGUUUCACUCUGUUGUAUAUACAGUCACUAUGAGUCAGAACCUAACAACAACAGCUGACCCUGCCCAGAAGAAGAUGCUCCCUUGAGCUCAGAGUUAUGCCCACUCCUACCCUACCCCACCCCACCGACCCUGCUCACUGGAGGGUGGCUUGUUGGACAUGGACCCUACAGAGCCCACUCAGCCUGGUCCCCUGGGCACAGUCUCCCACCCCACCCCGUGCAGCCACCAGAGCACGUGCAGCCUUCUCUGCAGGUGUGGAGGGGGUGGCACCUGGGGCUUUCCUGGGCCCUCCACUGGUCCUCCUCACUCAGCAGGGUGGAGAAGAGGGGGACUUUAGGGUUGUUGCCCUGA